AGAUGCAUAUCUUCUUCAGAGUUCAGACCCCAAAGCAAGGAAUUCAAUACACAUUUUCAACACCCUUUGCCUAGUUGCCUUGCCUUGCCUUCCUUCCUUCUUUUAACCCAUUUCGAUCACCAAAUUAAGAAAACUAUUUCCAUUUUGUUGCCCUGCAAUCACAAUUCACAAACCACAAUAGGUAAUUGCUUGCUUCUUUAUUCCAUUUCACCAAUUUCUACUGGUUUCUCAACUUUAGCUCGAUUGCUUGCUCAUGGUUGAGGUUCUGAUGAAAACCUUAUUUGUUUCCAUACCUCUGUACAGAAACUAUAUCAUUUUCUUGAAUCUCUCUUUUCUCUUAGUGGCUUCUACUAUCUUGGUUAUAUACAAUUCCCACUCUUCACAAAUUCUAGUUCUACGCAUUCACAGCAAUAAUAAUGAGCAAGACUGCGACAGUUUUCUUGGUAUAGGUGACUAUGAGGAAAAGUGCCUGUACCUUAAAUCCGAAAACCCAUGUGUCUCCCAAGGCUAUUUUGAUUAUCUUUACGUCUUCUAUUGCAGUUUUGGCAGUUUCCCCUUUUUGGGUUAUGGCUUUUUGUUGUUCUGGCUUCUGGUUUUGUUCUAUCUACUGGGUAAUACAGCUUCUGAAUACUUUUGUUCUUCACUUGAGAGUCUAUCAAAGCUUUUACAAUUGUCCCCUACAAUUGCUGGGGUAACUCUUCUCUCCCUUGGCAAUGGAGCCCCUGAUGUCUUCUCCAGUUUUGUUUCAUUUAUGGGUAGUGGUGGGACGAACAUUGAUGUUGGUCUCAACACAGUUCUGGGAGGUGCCUCCUUUAUAUCCUGUGUUGUGGUUGGAAUCAUAAGCAUUUCAAUUCGCAAAAGGCUUGUUCGAGUUGACAAAUCUGACUUCGUGAGAGACACCUGCUUCUACCUUUUGGUUAUCGUGUGCUUGGUUCUGAUCUUGAUUCAGAAAGAAAUAGAUGUGUGGGCUGCCGUGGCUUUCUCUUCACUUUAUAUUGUUUAUGUGAUUGGGGUUUACGUAUCACAUACGCAUAGGCGGAAUUCUGGUAAAACAAGUGAAUCACACAGUAAUUUGAGCAACGGUAGUCAUGACUUGACAGUACCAAUCAUGACUAGCAUGGAGAGGGAUGAAAAUGAAGAGCUUAGUGCUGCAGAGGAAGGAGCUGUAGAACACGUUUCUGCCGUAGAAGAAGUCAAGAAAGGCUGCUUUCAACUCCCCCGACCAUCAGAUUCGUGUCAAAUGUUUAUCUUCAUACUUGAGUUGCCUCUUUAUAUUCCUAGGAGAUUGACAAUUCCUGUUGUUUGUGAAGAUAGAUGGUCUAAACCAUAUGCAGUUGCUUCUGUGACACUAGCACCAGUGCUGUUGUCAUCCCUUUGGAACCAUCAGUAUGCAAACGCUACCUUCGAGACUAGCCUUUGGAUCUAUGUGAUUGGAUCGAUUAUUGGACUAGUUUUCGGGUUUGUUGCAUGUUUGACAACAGACAAGUCAAGCCCACCAAAGAAAUGCUUAUUUCCUUGGCUUGCUGCUGGCUUCUUGAUGAGUGUUACUUGGAGUUACAUUAUAGCUCAGGAACUUGUGGCCUUGUUAGUCUCAAUAGGGUACAUAUUAGGUGUUAGUCCUUCAAUAUUAGGACUAACAGUCCUUGCUUGGGGUAAUUCACUUGGGGAUUUGAUAACCAAUUCGACCAUGGCUUUGAAGGGAGGACCAGAGGGAGCACAGAUUGCCUUUUCUGCCUGUUAUGCUGGUCCUAUCUUCAACACUCUCUUUGGAUUGGGGCUAUCAUUUGUUGGCUGUUCUUGGUCAAAAUACCCUUCAGCUGUUGUUAUUAAUGGAGAUCCAUACCUGUUGGAGACGUUGGGUUUGUUGGCAGGAGGCUUGCUAUGGGCACUUGUGGUGUUGCCAAGGAGAGAUAUGGCCCUUGAUGGGGUCUUGGGGUGCGGUCUUUUAGUUAUAUACACCAUUUCUCUGUCUUUGAGGUUAAUUCAAACACUUGGGUCUCUCCAGCUACAAACAGUCAUAGCAUGACUGAAUUGUAAUAAGGUAGUACAUACAAUUAAGCUUUGUGUAGUGUGUUUGACUAGCUUAAAUCUGUAAUUAGCUGUAAAAAAGGAGCAUGUAUCUUCAGGAAAAUAUGAAGUUGUUUCCUCAAAUUUCAGAGAGAAAGGAGGGAAUUCAGUGAAGCUUAGGCCUUACCCUCAACGCAGAUGGUAUACUUGACUGCAGAUAGUAUGCUUUUGCACUGGUUAACAAAGUUUUUGUUGAGAAGACAUUUGUUAACAAAGUUGGAGUCGGUAGUGUUUGCCUAUUUGAGUUUCUGAAAGACAAAUUGAUUAUUCACAUUGUGAAGAAGUGAAGUUAUUAACAGAACGAUUUAUGAAGUUUGAGCUUGUUUUGUAGCUG
Rosa rugosa (rugosa rose) is the source of this 2401-nucleotide messenger RNA. Its product is annotated as cation/calcium exchanger 2. Gene Ontology annotation, molecular function: monoatomic cation transmembrane transporter activity. The coding region runs from base 254 to 2026 and encodes 590 amino acids. The transcript has a single exon. Gene Ontology annotation, cellular component: membrane. NCBI's taxonomy places the organism in Eukaryota, Viridiplantae, Streptophyta, Magnoliopsida, Rosales, Rosaceae. Gene Ontology annotation, biological process: monoatomic cation transport; transmembrane transport. The record is from RefSeq and is a predicted model, not a curated record.